AUGACAACCCAUACUGUACCUGCUGGAAAUCAAAAUGCAGUUGAAAUGUCAAAGUUAUUAGUACUAAGUCUAUAUUUGGUUAAGAUGGUAGCUGGUCAUGGUAGACUGAUGGAACCUCCUGCAAGAAAUUCCAUGUGGCGGUUUGGAUUUCCUAAUCCUGUUAAUUACAAUGACAAUGAAUUAUUUUGUGGGGGGUACGCAGUGCAGUGGGAACAAAAUGAAGGUAAAUGUGGAAUCUGCGGAGACGCUUACCACAUCGAACAACCGAGACCGCACGAAGCUGGUGGUAUUUACGCUAAAGGAAUUAUCAGCAGACAUUUUAGUGUUGGACAAAAUAUUGAUAUCGAAAUCGAAUUAACAGCUAAUCACUACGGAAGAUUCGAGAUUCUGCUGUGUCCUAAUAAUAAUCCCAAGCAAGAAGCUACACAAAGUUGUUUUGAUAGGUUCCCUUUAUAUUUGAAUAAUAGAGAAAUAAGCUAUAUCAUCCCGGAAAAUGGGAAGAAGAAAGCAGUUUUUAGGUAUCAAGUUCGAUUACCCCCGUACAUAACUUGUACACAAUGCGUUCUACAAUGGACUUACUACACUGGUAAUCAGUGGGGGAUGUGCCCAAAUGGUACACAAGCUCAGGGUUGUGGAAAAUCGGAAACGUUCAGAAAUUGCGCCGACGUGGCGAUACAUUCUAGCACCGGGGGUGCUGUACCCCCAAUAUUUGUGGAAUCUUUGAAUCCGUAUCAGUUGUUUUAUAAAGAUCAUAGACGACCAGCACCUUACAAUGUAGUACCACUGGUGGUUCGAGAUCAAGUUUGUCUUCCUCAUGGCUUAUACAGAAUGAUUCCCGGUAUGGCGGAUUGGUGUCAGAAAAAUUGCUUGAAGUAUCCACCAAAUUGCCCAUUGAACAUUUGUACUUGCCCGAAUACUUGUGAAGCUGUCGGUGCUUAUAAAGGAAAUUUAGCUGCGGACGUUUUUUGUAUGGACAAGUGCAUAGUUUAUCCAAAUGAAAACUGCCCUUUAACAGACUGUUCUUGUUAUGAAGAAUGA
Diorhabda sublineata is the source of this 1038-nucleotide messenger RNA. RefSeq lists its product as uncharacterized. NCBI's taxonomy places the organism in Eukaryota, Metazoa, Arthropoda, Insecta, Coleoptera, Chrysomelidae. The coding region runs from base 1 to 1038 and encodes 345 amino acids. The record is from RefSeq and is a predicted model, not a curated record. The transcript is spliced from 5 exons.